AUGCAGCUCCAGGGCCGUGCGCGUGAGUCCCUCACGCCCCAGCAGCUUCGUGAGUGGUACGCCAGUUGGGGCUGUCGGGGUGACCGUAGUGGUAGUCGCUCUGGAGUGGGUCGGUCGGGAGCUUCUGGUAGUGGACAGGUGCAGCUGCAGUGUCCUCUUUCACCCCAGCAGCUUCGUGAGUGGUACGCCAGUUGGGGCUGUCGGGGUGGCCGUAGUGGUAGUCGCUCUGGAGUGGGUCGGUCGGGAGCUUCUGGUAGUGGACAGGUGCAGCUGCAGUGUCCUCUUUCACCCCAGCAGCUUCGUGAGUGGUACGCCAGUUUGGGCUGUCGGGGUGGCCGUAGUGGUAGUCGCUCUGGAGUGGGUCGGUCGGGAGCUUCUGGUGAUGGACAGGUGCAGCUGCCGUGUCCUGUGAGUGAGGCUGCCGCUCUAGGUGCUAGUGCAGCUGCUACCCCAGGUGCCGGUGAGGCUGCUGCUCUAGGUGCUAGUGAGUCUGCGCCCCCUGGUACUGAGUCGACUGAGGCACUGCACACCUUCACUCUGGACUCCGGUGCUUCUCGCUGUUUCUUUCGUGACCGCACUGCCCUUGAGCCGCUUGCUCGGCCAGUUGCUGUCUCCCUCGCUGACCCCUCUGGGGGUCCGGUCAUUGUGACCUCCUCCACUGUCCUUCCUUGUCCUGCGGUCCCGUCGGGCACACUGUCCGGUCUCCACCUCCCCUCGUUCUCUACGAACUUGGUGGCUGGGUGUGCGCUCCAGGACGCGGGUGUUCACCAGUUCACCCCGGCCUACGAGCGCGUGACGCACUGCACGUGUGCCCGUACGGGCCGCCACUUGGCUACCUUCACUCGGCAGCCGGGGUCGGACCUGUACACAUUGACCACUGAGUCCCCUCAGGUAGCGGUCGCUGCGUCUGCGUCUGCGUCAGGUCAGCUGUCGGCCCCCUGCUCGUGUCGCUCUCUGGCGCACGAGACUGUCCUCUGGCACCACCGCCUUGGCCACCCGUCUGUGCAGCGCCUUCGGGCCAUGCACUCCAGGUACCUUGUCUCUGGUCUUCCCAGGGUCCUCCCUCCUCUCCCUCCCUCGCCUGCUCCUCCCUGUCUUCCCUGUGUCGAGGGGCGGCAGCGCGCCGCUCCUCACUCCUCCUCCUUUCCCCCGACGACUGCUCCCUUGCAGACACUCCACAUGGACGUGUGGGGCCCAGCCCGCGUCCGUGGUCAGGGUCAGGAGAGGUACUUCCUGAUAGUUGUUGACGACUACUCGCGCUACACCACGGUCUUCCCCUUGCGCACCAAGGGUGAAGUCCCUGAUGUUUUGAUCCGCAGAGCUCGUCUCCAGCUCAGCGAGCGUUUCCACUCGGACUUUCCUGUCCUGCGCUUGCACUCUGACAGAGGUGGUGAGUUCUCCUCCGACCUCUUGGCAGCCUACUGUGCUGAGCACGGCAUUGAGCAGUCGUUCACGCUUCCGGCCUCUCCACAGCAGAAUGGGGUUGCGGAGCGUCGCAUUGGCCUAGUCAUGGAGGUCGCCCGUACCUCCUUGAUCCAUGCGGCUGCCCCCCAUUUCCUGUGGCCGUUUGCGGUCCGGUACACUGCGCAUCAGCUCAACCUCUGGCCCCGUGUCUCCAUGCCGGAGACCUCGCCCACGCUGCGGUGGACGGGGGAGGUUGGCGAUGCGUCGCGUUUCCGGGUCUGGGGAUCUCGAGCUUUUGUCCGCGACGCUUCCGCGGACAAGCUCUCCACCCGCGCUGUUCCCUGUGUCUUCCUUGGCUUUGUCCCUGACGCGUCUGGUUGGCAGUUUUACCACGCCACCUCGCGCCGGGUCCUUGCCUCUCAGGACGUCACUUUUGACGAGUCCGUCCCCUACUACCGCCUCUUCCCCUACCGCACUGCCCCACUCCCCCCCCCGCCUCUCUUCCUCGCACCAGGUGCUGCUGUGGUAGACCCCCUCCCCCCUCAGGGUGCCGCUCCCUCAGGUGUGUCCCAGGUAGACCCGGUUGACCCUGUUGAGGUAGCUGUUGACUCUCAACCUGCUGGGGGUGCGGAGCCUGGGGGUGCUGAGCCUGGGGGUGCGGAGCCUGCGGUUGCGGAGCCUGGGGGUGCGGAGUCUGGGGGUACUGAGCCUGGACGUACUGAGCCUGGGGGUGCUGUGCCUGGGGGUGCUGAGCUGCAGAGUUCUGGGUCUGGGAGUGCUGAGUCUGGGGGUGCUGAGCCUGGGAGUCCUGCGCCUGGGGGAGCUCUCUCCUCGGAGCGGCUGCGUGAGUGGUACUCAGAGUACUGCAGCCUCCGGAGAGGUGCCUCUGGGACCAGGAGUGCUGCUGCGACUGGUGCUGGUGCCUCCCCUCCUCAGCGGGAGCUGCCCUCUCUUGAGCGGAUCCGCGAGUGGUACGAGCGGCGCUGCACUCUCCGGAGUGGAGCGCCUGGUGUCGCGGACCCUGGUGCUGGAGGUGCUGCUGCUGCUGCUGGAGGCCCUACUCGUACUGCGGACCCUGGAGCUGGAGCUGCUGCUGGUGCUGCGGACCCUGGAGCUGGAGCUGCUGCUGGUGCUGCGGACCCUGACGCUGGAGCUGCUGCUGGUACUGCGGACCCUGGGGUUGGAGCUGCUGCUGGUACUGCGGACCCUGGAGCUGGAGCUGCUGCUGGUGCUGCGGACCCUGGAGCUGGAGCUGCUGCUGGUGCUGCGGACCCUGGAGCUGGAGCUGCUGCUGGUGCUGCGGACCCUGGAGCUGGAGCUGCUGCUGGUGCUGCGGACCCUGGAGCUGGAGCUGCUGCUGGUGCUGCGGAGCCUGGAGCUGGAGCUGCUGCUGGUGCUGCGGACCCUGGAGCUGGAGCUGCUGCUGGUACUGCGGACCCUGGCGCUGGAGCUGCUGCUGGUGCUGCGGACCCUGGAGCUGGUGGAGCUGGAGCUGCCGCGGGUGCUGGUGCCGUCUCUCCUGGUUCUGGAGUCACUGAGCGGCCCCGACCGUACUUCGUUCCGCUUCUCCAGCAGGUUCUUGGUCAGCCUCCUCCUCCUUGUCCUGCUCCCUCCUUAGAGUGUCCUCCGCCUGUCACGUCGCAGUCGCAGUUACCGCCUCCCUCUCCGCUCCCCGGUCCUUCUCCUUACUCUGGUCCCACAGGAGGUCUUACGGAGCGUCGUGAGCCUGAGUCUCGUCCUGUGUCGCCUGCGUCUCGCUCUACGUCGCCUGUCCGUGCUGCUCGCACUGGUCGUCGUGUCCCGCGUGAGCGCCCUCCUCCUGUCCCUGGCACUCACUACAUGACUCUGCGUCCCUCCACUGCUCCUCAGCGUGUCCUGCUGCCGUCUCCUCCUGCGUCCUCUCUUCCUGAGCUUCCUGACCCGGAGUCUGACUCCCUUCGUGCUGCCCGUCCUACUGUCACGCGUUUCCUUGCUACUGUUGUCACUGACCCUACCUUUGAGUCCUCUGCUGCGUCUGCUCUCGUUGCUGAGUUAGUUGACUUUGCUGCCGCUUGUCGUCUCGACUACGCCGCUAGCCUAGUUGCUGCGUCUGAGUCUGUCUGUCCUCCGUCCGUCGGGGGUGAGUGUGCUCUUGGCACGGACGUCAUUGAGGACAGGCAGGAGGAGUUCCAGUGCUUUGCUGCUGCUUUACCUCAUCUCGUGUCCAUGCUAGUUGCCCCUGAGGGAGACCCGGAUGCACCAGACAUCCCGACCCCGCGCUCUUACGCAGAGGCGAUAGCGGGUCCCUACUCCUCUCAGUGGCAGACAGCCAUGGACGCAGAGAUGGCUUCCUGGAAGUCCACAGGCACCUACGUCGACGCUGUUCCCCCACCUGGGGCGAACAUCGUCAGUGGCAUGUGGAUUUUCAGGGUGAAGCGGCCGCCGGGUUCUCCGCCUGUCUUCAAGGCGCGUUACGUUGCUCGAGGCUUCAGCCAGCGUGAGGGAGUCGACUUCUUCCAGACCUUCUCCCCCACCCCGAAGAUGACCACUCUUCGGGUGCUGCUGCACAUAGCCGCUCACCGUGACUACGAGCUUCACUCUUUUGACUUCAGCACUGCUUUCUUGCAGGGUAGUCUGCACGAGGAGAUCUGGCUGCGCCGCCCUCCUGGCUUCACUGGGUCGUUUCCUCCUGGUACCCAGUGGAGCCUCCGCCGGCCGGUCUACGGUCUCCGCCAGGCACCACGUGAGUGGCACGACACACUGAGGACGACACUUGCGGCACUUGGGUUCGCGCCUUCUACUGCUGACCCGUCGCUGUUUCUGCACACCGACACUUCGCUGCCACCGUUCUACAUCCUCGUGUACGUCGACGACUUGGUCUUUGCCACUGCUGACACUCAGGCUCUCGCCCACGUGAAGUCGGAGUUGCAGAAGAGACACACGUGCACAGACCUGGGUGAACUGACAAGCUACCUUGGCUUGCGGAUCACCUGGGACAGAGCACGGCGCACCAUUACCCUGACUCAGUCACACAUGGUGCAGCAGGUCCUUCAGCGCUUCGGCUUCACGUACUCCUCGCCUCAGUCCACUCCUCUGCCUACCGGUCACUCGCUCUCAGCUCUGCCUUCGGAUGAGUCCGUAGAGCCGAGUGGCCCGUAUCCAGAGCUUGUGGGCUGCCUCAUGUACCUGAUGACCUGCACUCGUCCUGACCUUGCAUACCCUCUUAGCAUCCUUGCACGCUAUGUCGCUCCUGGCCGUCACCGGAAGGAGCACAUGGAUGCCGCUAAGAGGGUGUUGCGCUACUUGUGCAGUACGUCAGGCAUGGGGCUAGUGCUUGGAGGGCGAGACCGAGUUGUUCUCACUGGACACUCAGACGCUUCUUGGGCGGACGACCAGGCCACUCAGCGGUCGUCUCAGGGUUACACCUUCAGCCUUGGCUCCGGUUCAGUUUCUUGGCGUUCUACACGUUCUUCUUCAGUUCUCAGCUCCAGUUGUGAGGCUGAGAUCUACGCCACAGCCAUGGCGGCCCAGGAGCUACGCUGGCUCACCUACCUUCUGACCGACUUGGGAGAGCGGCCUCGUUCUCCUCCAGUGCUGUACGUCGACAACAAGGCUGCCAUUGCCUUGUGUGAGGAGCACAGACUGGAGCACAGAACGAAGCACAUCGCUCUCCGCUACUUUCUGGCUCGUGAGCUGCAGCAGCGUGGUCAGCUUUGUCUGCGUUACGUGGCCACUGAGGCCAACACUGCUGACGUGUUCACCAAGGCGCUUCAGCCUUGUGACCAUCAGCGCUUUUGUACUCUUCUAGGCCUUGUGCCUACUGGACCUCACUUGCUUACUUCGUGA
Messenger RNA from Closterium sp. Yama58-4, 5229 nucleotides. The record is from the annotation of a GenBank genome assembly. NCBI's taxonomy places the organism in Eukaryota, Viridiplantae, Streptophyta, Zygnematophyceae, Desmidiales, Closteriaceae.